AUGUCCUUCUUCGCAAACUCGUACAAACCCUCGACAAUCCGCCAAGAAGGGUUCUCACCUACACCCGUAUCUGAGAUGGGCGUAGGGAGCCCUGGUGCCGGUUCCGGGUCUGUUUCCGGGUCUGGUGCGGGGGAGAGUGAAAGUGUAGGCGCGGGAGGAGGAGGAGGUGCAGGAGGUGCAGGAGCGGGAGGAGCGGGGACAGGGACAGGGGGAGGAGGAGGAGGAGGGGAUGGGUUCGAUGAUAUCUUUGGGAUGCCUGCGCAUACGUAUUUGGGAGAGGG
This is a messenger RNA of Psilocybe cubensis, 281 nucleotides long. RefSeq lists its product as uncharacterized. Lineage: Eukaryota; Fungi; Basidiomycota; Agaricomycetes; Agaricales; Agrocybaceae. The annotation marks the transcript as partial. The record is from RefSeq and is a predicted model, not a curated record. The transcript has a single exon.